UAAAAAUAUAAUAUAACAUAUAGCUUGAGAAAAUAUUUUGUUUUCUUUUUUAAAAGAUUUCGAAUAUGAAAUAAUACAAUCCUAUUGGUUGGUGAACCUAGAGGUUCACCCCCUAGGGUUUAGGGUGAACCCAAGAAUAAGUCUUUAAAAAACAAGGAAACGUUCUCUUUCUAAAACACGUUCUCUCUCUAAACCCUCUCCAAAAAGAAUUCCCGAUCUUGCCUCCGGCGGUCUCUUUCCCUUUUCACCGUCGGAGGGCGCCUCCUCCUCCCUUCCUCUCCGUUUUCCUUUGCUUCAUCUUCCCCCUUAGCCGCUCUUCGAUAUGCGGCUUUCCCUGGAGCUCGAACGUUCGCCGGCGGAGGAGCCUAAGCCAACUCUGGCGGUCGCCUCGUUCCUCUGGUGACGCUGCAAGACUGGUGUACGACGGCGGGAAGUUGAAGUCGGUUCUUUGGAUAGGGUUUCGGCUGGAGUCGAUUUUCUCUUUUUAGAUCUACGCGAAACUCUGCGUAUGGCGGCGCGUGGCUACGGUGGGGGACUCCUCCGACCCGGAUCUGUCCUUUCCUCCGGUUGUUUCUAUUUUUUGUUGUCCCGGUGGAGUGGUUGUGUCGGUCUUUGUUUUGACUAGUUCGAGUUGUUGUUUAGAUUUUAUUUUCUUUUUCCGUUUCUUGUCGUCAUUGUUCUUUUGUCAAAAACUUGAAAAUUGGUAAUAAUAUCUUUACAUUUUUACCAAAAAAAAAAACUCUGCAAUACAAAAUAAAUUUUCAAAAUAAUUCUGGAGUAAACUUUUCCAAAAAAUCUACAUUUAAAUCUAAAUUACUUUACCUAAUAAUUGUACCAAAAGUUAACAACUUGCAUCUAUAUCAAUACGUGUUUUAAUUUUGAAACAAAUAUCCGUAAUAGUUACAUAUUUCCUGGUUAGUAUUAUUUACAAAAUGAAAAUCUCUAUAACAGAAUUGGAUUUAAAUGGAAAUUAAAUUUAGGUUUAGAACUUUUUUUUAAUUUAGGUUUAGAUUUAUAUUUAGGAAAAUAAAUCUUAAAGUAUUAUAUAGCCGUUGUCGAAUUGCAUUUAGGAAAGUGUAGUUUUCAAAAAAUAAAAUAAAAGAUUUAAUUUUCAAAUUUCAAACUGUUAAUGGAGUAAAUUUAAAAUUAUCCCUUUAUUUAGUAUAUAUAUAUAUAUAUAUAUAUCUACUUAUAAAUGUAUAUAUACUAUACCGGUAUUCUCGCAUAUGUUUAUCUCUAUUUUCAACCAUCAGUAAAUUAUUUUAAAAGUUGGAUAUCUUCAUAUACAAAAUAGUAAAAUGUACAAAAUAAUAUAAUUUAACAUAUACAAAAAAUAUGAAUUUUUAUUAUAUCUCUAAUGUGAUUAUUCAAUUUAUGUUAAUAAUAUAAAAUUAAACAAAAAUAAUAGAUGAUACACAAAUUGUUAUCAAAUCUUUCUUAUUUAAAUUAAUUAAUUAUCAGAUAUUUUUUAGUCAUAUUAGAUAAUUCCGUAACUUUUAUUUAAGAAAAAAAUAGAUAAUUUUUUUUUGUAGAUUGCUAAUUAAUUUUAUGGUUAAAUUAAGAGGAUUAAUAAUAAAUAUAGUUUAUGUUUAUUGACCAACAUAUCUGUUUAAAAAUUCUAAAAAUUAUUCUAAUGAUGACAAUCGGCAUAUUUUACAUAUUGUAAUGCUUCUCAGUUAUUAUAUAGAUAUCUAACCUUAUAAACAACUUUUCAAAGAUCCUUUUUGUUUUUGUGUUUGUUAUCAGUGUAUAAAAAGCAUACCACUAAUAGACUCAUGAGCAGAUCUAGAUAGAGGUUAUAGAAGAAAACAUAAACAACAUUUGUCUCCUUCCGGGUAGACAUGCAAGCACUUACCUCUUUCUUCGUCUCUCGUUCCCUCGUCCCGACCACUCCAAGGCGACCUCGAGUGCGACCACUAUCAGUACCUCCCAUGACCGUUUGCAUUGACCAAUCACGCAAUGAGAAAGUGGUUGUCAUCAUGGGAUCCACCGGGACAGGAAAGUCACGCCUCUCAGUCGAUCUUGCAACUCGUUUUUCCGCCGAGAUCAUCAACUCUGACAAAAUGCAAUUCUACAAAGGCUUGGAGAUCACGACGAAUCAAAUCACUAUCCCUGAGCGAUGUGGAGUUCCUCACCAUCUACUCGGUGAGCUUCCUGUGGAUGGCCCCGAACUAACUGCCUCGGAGUUCCGAUCUUUGGCGUCAGGGUUCAUCUCUGAGAUGACCUCUCGUGGGAAGCUCCCUAUAAUAGCAGGUGGAUCUAACUCCUUCAUUCAUGCCCUCCUUGUUGAACAUUUUGACCCUGAAACAAAUCCAUUCUCUAAAACCUUGAUACCUACCGAGUUGAGGUACGAUUGCUGCUUCCUCUGGGUGGACGUCUCAGUCUCAGUCCUGUACCACUACCUCUCAAAACGUGUCGACCAAAUGAUGGAAUCAGGGAUGUUCGAGGAGCUCGCCGAUUUCUACAACUCUAGAGACUCCCGGUCCACAACCCGAACCGGGAUUCACAAGUCUAUAGGAGUACCGGAGUUCGACCGGUACUUCGGAGUCUACCCGCCGGAGAAAAACGACAAGGUGUGUGGGUGGGACCCAGCAAGAAAGGUUGCGUACGAGGAAGCAGUUCAGGAGAUCAAAGAAAACACCUGGAGGCUUUCAAAGAAGCAGAUAGAUAGGAUCAUGAAGCUUAGAAGCAGUGGUUGGGAGAUUCACAGGUUGGACGCUACGGCAUCAUUCAGGGCACAGUCAAGAGAGGUUUGGGACAAGAACGUUUUGGAGAAAAGCGUCAAGAUAGUGAAACGCUUCGUGCUCGAAGACUAGGUGUUUCAAUUUUUCUAUCAUUCUCCUCAUAUUAUCAAUAAAUACAAUUUUUACUAUGUAUCACUUCCUCUCUUUCAGUUUUGUUAUAUUUAAGAAAAAUAUAUCUUUUCUCAAAAAUAAGUGAUGCUCUGAGCUCUCACAACUAUAUAAAAUUAAUGCCAUUAAUA
Molecule: messenger RNA, 2983 nt
Organism: Brassica rapa (field mustard)
Lineage: Eukaryota; Viridiplantae; Streptophyta; Magnoliopsida; Brassicales; Brassicaceae
Product: adenylate isopentenyltransferase 8, chloroplastic
Biological process (GO): cytokinin biosynthetic process; tRNA modification
Cellular component (GO): mitochondrion
Molecular function (GO): tRNA dimethylallyltransferase activity; AMP dimethylallyltransferase activity
Source: RefSeq, a predicted model, not a curated record